GGCUGAGGAUAAAACCUUAUCCCGCAAGGCAAUGUGGGUAACAGGAGCAAAAUGGCGGAAGGAUGCGACGAUUCAGCUUGUCGAACGGAGAUUUUAGCUCAUUUUCAGGAUAUAACUGGUUACAACGAUAUUGAGGAGUGUCGAGCAGUUCUUGAGAGGCACAAUUGGGAUAUCGAGACGGCAGUUCAAGAUACACUGAAUGAAGCAGAAGGGUCAGAGCCAGUUUUUCACCCUCGGCAAGACUCAUUUGAUGGUAGUGACGACGAGAAUGAUGGCAGAGAUGAAGAUUCAGCAACCCAGAGCCAAUUUUCAAGAACUACUGCAAACACCGGCACACCUAGAACAGUAGUGGUGGCACAAAGACAAAACCAGGGAUGGUUGUUUUGGGCUCUGGCCAUUCCAUUUCUUCCUUUUAGAUUUGCGUCCAGUAUUGUGAGAGAUCUUCUUGGAUUCAUUGUGAGAUUUAUCUGGCCAACAGCAUUUCAAGCUCAAACUACUCCACUGGAAGAUGUGUUACAGUUUAAGGCAGAAUUUGAAGCAGAGUAUGGAGCAGUCCAUCCCACAUUUUAUCAAGGAAGUUACAGUCAGGUUAGAACCAAGUAAAGAAGAAAACUAAGAGUAUAAAAUAAUAUCGGCAUACAGUAUUUCUCAAACGUCCCUGUUACAGGUCAAGUCUGCUUAUUGGACAAACCAUCCACAUUCCUAGCACUACAUGUAUGAUCUAGU
Messenger RNA from Orbicella faveolata, 726 nucleotides. RefSeq names its product FAS-associated factor 2-like. Gene Ontology annotation, biological process: ERAD pathway. Lineage: Eukaryota; Metazoa; Cnidaria; Anthozoa; Scleractinia; Merulinidae. The record is from RefSeq and is a predicted model, not a curated record. Gene Ontology annotation, cellular component: endoplasmic reticulum. Gene Ontology annotation, molecular function: ubiquitin binding.